Molecule: messenger RNA, 1848 nt
Organism: Fraxinus pennsylvanica
Lineage: Eukaryota; Viridiplantae; Streptophyta; Magnoliopsida; Lamiales; Oleaceae
Source: the annotation of a GenBank genome assembly
AUGGCUACAAAAGGGAAUCCCGGAGACAAUAGAACUAGAAAUUCGGUUUCGAUGUUUAUUGUAGCCGGUCUUUGUUGUUUCUUCUAUCUUUUAGGAGCAUGGAAAAGAAGUGGAGCAGGGAAGGGAGACAGUAUAGCCCUUGAAAUGACAGAGAAGGCCGAGGACUGCAGUAUCCCUUCGAACAUUGAAUUCAAAACUCAUCAUGGUGACAAGAUGGGCCAAACCGACAACUCCAAAUUCGAGGUCAAAAUAGUUGAGCCGUGUGAUGAUAGAUACAUUGAUUAUACGCCAUGUCAAGAACAAAUGCGGGCGAUGACAUUUCCUCGGGAAAACAUGAAUUAUAGAGAGAGACAUUGCCCACCUGAUGAAGAGAAGUUGCGUUGUCUUAUCCCAGCACCUAAAGGAUACGUGACGCCAUUCCAAUGGCCUAAGAGUCGUGACUACGUGCCAUAUGCAAAUGCACCCCAUAAGAGCUUGACGGUUGAGAAGGCAGUUCAGAACUGGGUCCAAUAUGAAGGUGAUGUAUUUAGGUUCCCGGGAGGUGGAACACAGUUUCCCCAGGGGGCAGAUGCGUAUAUUGAACAACUUGCUGCUGUGAUCCCAAUGGACAAUGGUACAGUGAGAACUGCUGUGGAUACGGGAUGUGGGGUGGCAAGUUGGGGAGCCUACCUGUUUAAGAAAAAUGUCAUUGCCAUGUCAUUUGCUCCAAGAGACUCGCAUGAAGCACAAGUUCAGUUCGCUCUUGAAAGAGGUGUUCCUGCAGUUAUUGGUGUACUAGGAACUAUAAAGCUUCCGUAUCCAUCCAGGGCAUUCGACAUGGCUCACUGUUCACGUUGUUUAAUUCCGUGGGGUGCAAAUGACGGGAUGUACAUGACUGAAGUUGAUCGAGUGCUUAGACCAGGUGGAUACUGGAUACUCUCAGGUCCUCCUAUCAACUGGAGGAAUAAUUAUCAAGCAUGGGAGCGUCCCAAAGAGGAACUUGAGCAGGAACAGAGGAAGAUUGAAGAUAUUGCCAAACUUCUUUGCUGGGAAAAGACACACGAGAAGGGUGAAAUUGCUAUAUGGAGGAAACGAAUAAAUAAUAUGGACUGCAUGGAGCGAGAUACAGCCUCUAUGUGCAAAGCCUCAUACGUAAACAAUGUCUGGUACCAAAAAAUGGAGACGUGUGUGACACCUUAUCCCGACACUUUGAGUUCAGAUGAAGUUGCGGGUGGAAAACUGAAGCCAUUUCCAGAGAGACUUAAUGCCGUUCCUCCAAGAAUAGCGGCUGAUGAUAUUCCUGGAGUCUCUAUUGAUGCAUUCUAUGAAGACAAUAAAAUGUGGCAGAAGUAUGUUGAAUCUUAUAAGAGGAUUAAUAAACUUCUCGAUACAGGAAGGUAUCGCAAUAUCAUGGAUAUGAAUGCCUAUUUAGGAAGUUUUGCUGCAGCGAUAGAUUCUUCAAAAUUAUGGGUAAUGAACGUUGUUCCAACACUAGCCGAGAGAGAUACUCUGGGUGUUAUAUAUGAAAGAGGCUUGAUCGGCAUAUAUCAUGAUUGGUGUGAAGCUUUCUCCACAUACCCUAGGACUUACGACCUUAUUCAUGCUAGCGGUGUUUUUAGCUUGUACAAGAACAAGUGCAAUGCAGAAGAUAUCCUCUUAGAAAUGGAUCGAAUCUUAAGACCAGAAGGUGCAGUUAUAAUCCGUGACAAUGCUGAUGUUCUUAACAAAGUGAAGAGAAUUGCAUCGGGCAUGAGGUGGAAGAUGAAAAUGGUGGAUCAUGAGGAAGGACCACGAGUUGCUCAAAGGGUAUUAUUUGCCGUUAAACAAUACUGGGUUUCUGGUGAAAACAGCACCAAACCAGCAGGAUAA